Molecule: messenger RNA, 1462 nt
Organism: Helianthus annuus (common sunflower)
Lineage: Eukaryota; Viridiplantae; Streptophyta; Magnoliopsida; Asterales; Asteraceae
Product: mitogen-activated protein kinase kinase kinase 17
Exons: 3
Coding region: 176-1462 (428 amino acids)
Biological process (GO): protein phosphorylation
Molecular function (GO): protein kinase activity; ATP binding
Source: RefSeq, a predicted model, not a curated record
ACCAAUAUCCAUUCCAUACGCUUUCUUCUACUAAACCCUAACCCUAAGUUCACCACUGAUCAGUGAUACUUCUAAUUUCAUUGCUUUUACGUACACAAUUAUAACACCAAUACCCACAACAUAUAAUUUGCAUAAUUUGUUUCACAAAAAUCUUACGUUUCACGCAUCAGUUUGCAUGAAAAUGAACUUACAGGAGUUGAAGACGAUGAAAAGACGCUUGUUUGGUGAAGACAAGGAUCAUGAAGGGAAGAGAAGUAAGCAAGAAGAUUGGAAGCAUGCACAAAAGAUGUAUGGAGAUGGUGCUGCAUGGGUCAGAGGUGUAAUGAUCGGAAAAGGCAGUUUCGGUUGUGUUUUCAUCGCAAAUUUGAAGAACGAUAAAUCCAGAUACAGCUUGUAUCCACCGGUUAUGGCCGUAAAAUCUGCUGAGGUUUCUGCUUCGGGUUCAGUUCAGAAGGAGAAAGAGGUUAUGGAUAAUAUUAGCGGUUGUCCGUACGUGAUCAAGUGUUUUGGGGAAGAAAUCACCAACGGGGAGAGCGGUCGGAUGGUGUAUAACAUGUUGUUGGAGUAUGGUUCUGGUGGAACCUUAGCCGAUGCAAUCAAGAGCUCAAAUGGAAAAGGAUUGCCAGAAUUGGAUGUGAGGCGACAUGCGCGAUCCAUUCUUCGCGGGUUGAGUCACAUUCAUAAAAGAGGGUAUGUUCAUUGUGAUUUGAAGCCACAAAAUAUAUUGCUAGUAGCAAAUGAAGGUAAAACUAGUGGUUUUGUUGCUAAAAUUGGCGAUUUGGGAUCGGCGAAGAGGAUUAAGCAGGUUAAGAAAAAUAUAUUGAAUAAUUAUGGGCCUUGUUGGAGGGGUACACCUAUGUAUCUAUCACCUGAAGCUUUGGUUAAUGGUGUUCAAGAAAAGCCUGCUGAUGUUUGGGCGGUCGGGUGUAUUGUUUAUGAGAUGUUGACUGGAAAACCGCUUAGGUAUUCAUAUCAGGAUUUGGGUGUUCAUGAGAUGACAAGUCGGAUUGGUGAUGGACGCGACUUGUUUUCUAUUUCUAGCAGUUUGUCUGCCGAAGGGACGAGUUUCUUGGAGAAAUGUUUGUGUGGAAAGGUUAUGUGUAGAUUAACCGCUAACAUGUUGUUAAAGCAUCCUUUCUUAAAAGGGUUGCCUGAUGAUGAUAUCGAUGAGGUCGAAUCACACGAGGUUUUUGACAUAAACACCAUCACCUCAUCGUCAUUGUUCUUUGAUGAUGAUGAGUUGUGGUUGUCUUCUUGUUCAGAAGAUGAAGAUGUGGAUGUCACUGCAAGUGCAAACGGAGAAAGUAUUAAUGCUAGAUUUCAAGAAGUGCGGAGAUUUCUGAGAUCUUGUAUUAAGGUCAACAUCGGGCAAAUCGACAAGCUUCCAUACUCUCACAUUGAAGAGAAAACCGAUUUUGCAACCGAGCCACCUGGGUAUAAAAACAACUCAAACCGUGAUUAA